AAAAAAACCAAAAAAAUCCCCAAAAAAAUCAAGAGGGUUUGGGUUUUUGGAAUGGCGCAGAUUCAGGUCCAGCACCAGACUCCGGUGUCCGGCCCGAACGGUUCGGGAGGGAGCCAAUUCCCGGCAGCCUCGCUUUAUGUUGGGGAUCUGGACGUUAACGUCACCGAUUCGCAGCUAUACGAUCUGUUCAACCAGGUUGCUGCGGUCUUGUCGGUUAGGGUUUGCAGGGACUUGGCCACUCGUCGGUCUCUUGGAUAUGGCUAUGUAAACUACGCCAAUGCCCAGGACGCUGCAAGAGCAAUGGACGUGCUGAACUUCACCCCACUGAAUAACAAGCCCAUUAGAAUCAUGUAUUCUCAUCGGGACCCUAGCCUCCGUAAGAGUGGCACUGCAAACAUAUUUAUCAAGAAUCUGGACAAGUCCAUAGACCACAAAGCUUUGUAUGAGACAUUUUCUACAUUUGGAAACAUUCUUUCUUGCAAAAUUGCUACCGAUGCUUCUGGACAGUCCAAAGGCUAUGGUUUUGUACAAUUUGACAACGAGGAAUCUGCUCAAAAGGCAAUAGAUAAGUUGAAUGGAAUGCUGAUCAAUGAUAAGCAGGUCUUUGUGGGACACUUCCUUCGUAGGCAGGAAAGAGAUACUGCUUGGAAUAAGACAAAAUUCAACAAUGUUUAUGUCAAAAAUCUUUCUGAAUCAAUAACAGAUGAAGAUUUGAAGAAAAUUUUUAGUGAGUAUGGGGCAAUUACUAGUGCUGUAGUUAUGAGGGAUGCAGAUGGAAAGUCCAAGGGUUUUGGAUUUGUAAACUUUGACAAUGCUGAUGAUGCUGCUAAAGCUGUUGAAGCUCUAAAUGGAAAAAAAAUUGAUGAAAAGGAGUGGUAUGUUGGGAGAGCCCAGAAAAAAUCUGAAAGAGAACUUGAACUUAGAGGUCAGUUUGAGCAAAGUAUGAAGGAAGCUGCUGAUAAACUUCAGGGGGUAAAUUUGUACAUCAAGAAUUUGGAUGACAGCAUAGAUGAUGAAAAAUUGAAGGAGCUGUUUGCAGAGUUUGGUACAAUUACUUCAUGCAAGGUUAUGCGUGAUCCUAGUGGAAUCAGUAAGGGCUCUGGAUUUGUGGCGUUUUCAGCUCCUGAGGAAGCGUCUCACGCUCUUGCUGAGAUGAAUGGAAAAAUGGUUGUAAGCAAACCGCUAUAUGUUGCACUGGCACAGAGGAAAGAAGAGAGAAGAGCCAGGCUGCAGGCUCAGUUUUUGCAAAUGAGGCCACUUGCCAUGGCUCCCUCAGUUGCUCCGCGAAUGCCUAUGUAUCCUCCUGGUGCACCAGGUCUUGGCCAGCAAUUUUUAUAUGGACAAGCACCUCCAGCUAUAAUUACCCCCCAGGGUGGGUUUGGUUACCAACAGCAACUUGUUCCUGGGAUGAGGCCUGGUGGUGGGCCCAUUCCCAAUUUCUUUGUUCCCAUGGUCCCACCUGGCCAGCAGGGGCAGCGUCCAGGGGGGCGCCGUGGAGCAAGUCCUGUGCAACAUAACCAGCAACCAGUCCCAUUGAUGCAGCAACAGAUGCUUCCUAGGGGACGUGGGUAUCGUUAUCCACCUGGUCGCCACAUGCCUGAUGUUCCAUUACCGGGUGUUGCUGGAGGUAUGGUUUCCAUUCCAUAUGAAAUGGGUAGCAUGCCAAUUCGGGAUGCAGGUCCUAUCCCCAUUCAAGCUUUAGCAUCAGCUCUUACAAAUGCAACACCUGACCAACAAAGGAUGAUGAUGGGUGAAAGUUUGUACCCACUAGUGGAACAAUUGGAGCCUGAUGCAGCGGCAAAGGUCACAGGCAUGCUUCUUGAGAUGGACCAGCCGGAGGUAUUGCAUCUGCUGGAGUCACCCGAGGCCUUGAAGGCUAAAGUUGCAGAGGCCAUGGAGGUCCUGAGAAGUGUUUCAGCUCAGCAGCAGAGCAAUGGCACAGCUGAUCAGCUGGGUUCACUAUCCCUGAGUGACAACCUUGUCUCUUAGGCAAUAGAAUCUACUAUCAUGGCACUGAAUUCAUCCGAUAUUGUGGGGUUAUGUUAGUUUAUUUCAAGUUUGGAACUUUUAGCACUGAUAUUCUGAUAUUUUAUUUUUCUUGUCUGCUUGCUUGAACGACUUAUGUUUUGAACUGUUUGGAACCUCUAGUUUGACUCGAAUGGAAUGCUGUAUUAAUCAUAACGAUUUGGUUCGUAUUGAGGAAUCAUUAUCUUUACAUGGACGAUUACUUCGAAUUUGUCAUUCUGAGUUCUCGAUGAAUAUAUUCUUUAGCUUUUA
This is a messenger RNA of Rubroshorea leprosula, 2277 nucleotides long. The record is from the annotation of a GenBank genome assembly. NCBI's taxonomy places the organism in Eukaryota, Viridiplantae, Streptophyta, Magnoliopsida, Malvales, Dipterocarpaceae.